Molecule: messenger RNA, 3417 nt
Organism: Coregonus clupeaformis (lake whitefish)
Lineage: Eukaryota; Metazoa; Chordata; Actinopteri; Salmoniformes; Salmonidae
Product: protein phosphatase 1 regulatory subunit 21-like
Exons: 21
Coding region: 263-2602 (779 amino acids)
Cellular component (GO): early endosome; membrane
Source: RefSeq, a predicted model, not a curated record
CUUGCGAGAUCGCUGAAUAACAUCCGGCUUUACCACUCAAUCAAAUAGAUUAGCUAGCCUCCCUUUCUUACAUGGCAUGAGACAGUUUAUCCGUCACAUGCACCAACUGUCAUUCAGAUAAAGAAACGAAACGGCAAGCUAACUAGCUAGCUAGUCAGUGUACCUGCGCUACAGUAACUAGCCAGUUUAUCUUCUCGCGUUAGCUAGCUAUUCGUUUACAUAUUGGUUAUCCAGCAAACUAGCUUUAUUUUUUCCCAAAGCAAUGGCUGCAGACCUGCAAGCGAAAUACACCAAAUUGGCCCAGGAGUAUUCAAAGCUCCGGGCCCAGAACCAGGUCUUGAAGAAAGGCGUGGUAGAUGAGCAGGCCAGCUCCACCUCUCUAAAGGAUCAGGUGAAGCAGCGAGAACAGAGCCUGAGGAAGGUGGAGCAGGAGAUGGAUAGUCUCACCUUCAGGAACCAGCAGCUGGCUAAGAGAGUAGAGCUGCUGCAAGAGGAGCUGGCUGCUAGUGAGGCCAAGGGCAAGAAGAGCAAGAACAAAGGGGACUCCCCCUCACGGCAGGGUUCGCAGCAAACCCAGAGUGUGUUUGAUGAGGACCUGCAGAAGAAGAUCCAGGAGAACGAGAGGCUUCACAUCCAGUUCUAUGAGGCUGAUGAGCAGCACAGGCAGCAGGAGGCUCAGCUGAAGGGCCGGUUGGAGGAGCUGGAGAUAGACCAUGAACAACACCAGGCCAGAGUUGACGGACUUGCCUCCAAAUACAUGGACACUAUCGAGAGACUGCAGAGUGACAAGGCCAGACUAGAGGUGAAAUCCCAGACUCUGGAGAGGGAAGCUAAAGACUGCAGAGUUUGGACAGAGGAAUGUCAGCAGCAGUUGAGGAAGUGUCAGUCAGAGCUCAACAGACAGGUGAAAAAGAGCAGUAGUGUCAUCCAGGAGAAAGUGCCCUUCAACGACACCAAAUUCAGUGACUACAACAGUCUCAACGUUCCACCACACAACAGAAGACACCAGUUGAAGGCCCGAGACGUGGCUGGUCAGGCCUUAGGCUUCGUCCAGGACCUAGUGGCUGCUCUGUUAAACUUCCACUCCUACACAGAGCAGAGGGUACACAUCUACCCCCUGGAUUCCUCUAUCGAACCCAUCUCACCACUCAACCAGAAGUUCUCCCAGUAUCUACAUGAGAAUGCAGCCUAUGUGCGCCCCCUGGAGGAAGGACUAGUGCAACUACACCAGAGCAUCACAGAGGACACAGUAACAGUGCUAGAGACUGUGGGGAAACUCAAGAACUUUGCCGAUCACUUCACCUCCUACACCCACUUUCUGCAGAAGAUUCUACCAUACCAGCUCAAAAGUCUGGAGGAAGAGUGCGGGACUCCGCUGUGUACCUCCUCUCUCACCUCUAAGAACCAGGAGCUGCAGAGUGACAUGAAGAGAAUCACCUCUGUGUUCGACAAACUACACAGCUACAUCAGCCUACUGGCCUUACCUAGUGUUCGACAGGACUCCAUGCCCCAGAGCAGUUCCUCUGCUGUCUUCACCCAGCUGGCUGCCUGUCUACACAGCCUUCACGACGCGGUCAAAGAGAUGUCUACGCAUUACAGCCAGAAGGCCAGUCUGGAACAGGAGUUGUCUACAAUCACUCAGAAGCUCCGCACUACUAACGAGUGUCUGCUGGCUUCCCUGGGCUCUCUCACCAGCAGCACCGGCAAGAUUGCGACGUUCUUCAGCAACAACCUGGAUUUCUUCACGUCUUCGACAGGCUACAGUCCGAGAGGGGGGGCCGGGGCCCUCAACCCCCUGCAGGCAGAGAGCAUGCUGGGUAACAAGAAGAAGGCCUCCGACUACAUGCAUGCCAUCAGAAAGCCCAGACCAGAGUCCGUUCCAUACAGAGAGGCCCUGUUGAAUCGCCGUGUUCUAACUAGCUCUACAGAGAGCAGAGAGGGACUCACACAACAGGUGGUUGCGAGCCAGGAGAAGAUUGCUCGUCUGGAGCAGGAGAAAGAGCACUGGUUGCUGGAGGCCCAGCUGGGCAGGGUGAGGCUGGAGAAGGAGAGCCAGCGCAUCCAGGACCUGGAGAGACAGCUCUCCUCUGCCCUGGGAGGAGGAGGCUGCCCAGCCCUCACCAGCCUGGAGGACGGAGAGGUGGAGGAGAGAGGAGCAGGGAAGGAGGCUAUGCUAAGCACCAGUCUGGUUGGCAUGUUAACCACAACUCCUACCAACGAGGAAGUGGGAGACGAGGAGUCCAGAGAACAGCUGAUCAAGACUCACUACAUGGCCAGAGUAGGAGAGCUCACCACACAGCUACAGGUCUCUGACAGCAAGGCUGUUAACUUCCACGCUGAGUGUCGAGCCCUUGCCAAGCGUCUGGCUAUCGCAGAGAAGUCACGGGAGACUCUGACGGAGGACGUCAAACUGGCUAAUCAGAACAUCACAUGUCUGCAGGAUGAGCUAGCCACGACCAAGAGGAGUUACAAGGAACAGCUCAGUAUGAUGAGCGACCACUUGUGCAGCAUGAACGAGACCCUCAGCAAACAGAGAGAGGAGAUCGACACACUCAAACUGGGCAGCAAGGGAAACUCCAAACUCCUGAAGAAGGGUCGGUAGGAAGGUCUAUUGGGAAACUGGCACCAUUUUGGAUCGGCAGAGCACCCUGGACUGAGGGAAGAGCUGUACUAUGGGACCACCCACCCACUACAGUCCUGUCAGCUCCACACCACCCCAAGAUGGAGGACCCUGUUAACUUCUCCUCUAUCAGAGGGUGGGCUAUUGGGGAGUGUCUCUGAUACCACUCUGCUUAACUAAAAUAAGCUGUUUUUAUCUAAUGUGUAUUUCUAAUUGACACAGAUAAUAACUUGUGUAAAGUGCUUCCCAACCUGUGACGGAAGCAGCUGCUUGACCCUUUGACCUUUGGUUUGAGGGAGGUAAAGGAAAAAUUUAAGAAGGAAAUAAAAUAUUUUUUCCCCACCAACUAGUGAGGUCAUGGAUGCUCACUAAAGUCAGGGAAUGAAGACCACCAGGGCCUGUGUGUGUCUUCUCUCUCUCUCUUCUGUCUCUGUGUGCUAAGCGUGGGAAUGACGGAAAUAUGCAUUACUCAAAUUGCUAUUAAGUGGGAAGAGGAGAUCAUACAAGCGAGUGAAUGUGUUAACGUUUGUGUAUGUGCGUGCCUGACUGACUGUGGGUUUUCAUUAUGCAAGAAAAUGUAUUCAUCUAAUACUGUGAAUCUUGACUUUCGUGCCAGGCUUUGAGUGGGACUGAAACUAAUGUAAUCUUUCCAUGUAUUAUGUUUAGUUUUUUUUUCUUUCAAUGAGAAUAUUUGUGCAAAUGUUGUGACUUGAGGGACUAUGUUUGUUAUGUUUACCACAGUCUUCUGUUUGAAGAAGGGCUGCCCCUGAUUAAAUCAAGGAAUGAGUAACAAAUUA